AAGGGGCUGUCCAAAUCAAUUUCAGUUCUUUUUGACUGAAACCCUCUGCAAGUUCUGCACGUUAAUUUCUCGAUGCUCAUUUCACCUUCAAACCCUCCACCAAUUAAGGAAGAUCUCCAGAUUUCAUAAUUCUUCAACAUAACCACUGAAAUCCAAUUCAUUUCCUAAGCACAUCUCGCUCAAUCUCACAAACUUUUCCUUCAGAUCAAACUCACUAUGUUUCCCAGAAAACCAAUCUCAAGAUUUGUCCUUUUCACCUUCACUCUCCUCCUAUUACUCACUUCCAAAAUCUCUGUCACUGCCGCUGAAGAUUCAGAAAUCGACACUGAAAAUGAUGAAGAAUUGGAGGAAUUAAUAGCAAUAGAUGAGCAAGGAGAAGAUGAAGAUCACCGACAGCAAGGAGACCAGCAAAAGGAGGCUGAGGUAUUGUCAAAGGCACAGAGGAUAGUUCUUGAGCUAAAUAGUGAUAAUGCCAAGAGGGUUAUAAAUGAGAAUGAAUUUGUGAUGAUUCUCGGAUAUGCACCUUGGUGUCCAAGGAGUGCCGAGCUCAUGCCUCAGUUUGCUGAGGCUGCUAAUAGGCUUAAGGAAUUUGGAAGUCCUCUUUUGAUGUCUAAACUUGAUGCUGAAAGAUACCCAAAAGCGGCUUCAACGCUUGACAUUAAAGGGUUCCCUACUCUGCUUCUUUUUGUAAAUGGAAGUUCUCAGGUUUACACUGGUGGAUUUUCUGCGGAGGAUAUAUUGAUCUGGGCUAGGAAAAAGACCGGUGCGCCUGUUAUUAGAAUACGCUCAGUUAUCGAGGCAGAAGAGUUUCUUAAGAAUUAUUAUAUGUUCAUCUUUGGUUUCUUUCAGAAAUUUGAGGGUCAUGAUUAUGAAGAAUUUGUAAAGGCAGCAACCUCUGACAAUGAGAUCCAAUUUGUUGAAGUGAGUGACCCAGGCGUUGCUAAAGUUCUCUACCCUGACAGAAAAUCUACUAAUUUUAUUGGAAUUGUUAAAAGUGAGCCUGAAAAAUACACUGCAUAUGAAGGGACCUUUGAGAUGGACAAGAUAUUACAGUUUUUGGACCAUAACAAGUUUCCAUUAGUUACCAAGCUAACUGAACUAAAUUCAGGCAGAGUUUAUUCCAGUCCUAUCAAACUUCAGGUUAUGGUCUUUGCAGAGGCUGAUGAUUUCAAAAAUCUUAUCCAGCCUCUUCAAGAGGUUGCUAGGAAGUUCAAAACACAGAUAAUGUUCAUAUAUAUAGACAUUGCAGAUGAAAACCUAGCAAAGCCAUUCUUAACUUUAUAUGGGCUUGAAGAUUCAGAAAAUAUCGCGGUGACUGCUUUUGAUAAUAAAAUCCAUUCGAAAUAUUUGUUAGAGGCGGAUCCAACUCCGAGCAACAUAGAAGAAUUCUGUUCAGCAUUUCUCAGAGGUAGUCUGUCACCGUACUUCAAAUCACAACCAAUACCUGAUAAUAAAGAGGCCGAUGUCCAGGUGAUUGUAGGAAAGACUUUUGAUGGCCUAGUGUUGAACAGUCCCAAGAAUGUUCUUCUGGAGGUAUACACACCAUGGUGCAUCAAUUGUGAGACCACAAGUAAGAAGAUCGAGAAGUUGGCCAAGCAUUUCAAAGGUUUGGAAAAUUUAGUAUUUGGAAAGAUAGAUGCUUCUGCAAAUGAACAUGCUAAACUGCAGGUAGAUGAUUACCCAACACUUCUAUUUUACCCAGUGGGUGACAAAGCAAAUCCGAUCAUGCUUUCAUCAAAAUCUAGCUCAAAGGAGUUGGCAGCAGUCAUCAACAAAUAUGUAAGAGCCAAAGAGCAAUCCACCAAAGAUGAAUUAUAGAACUAUAGCAGCAUAUGAGGACAUAAUCUUUAGCUAUAAAGAGAAGACAAGCUGGAUGAGAUUCUCCACAGAAUCCUGAAAGUAAAUUUUUUGAGGAAGUGGUGAAAGAAAACAUUACAAAAUCCUAAACUAAUCAAGUUUGCUCCAUUUGUUUGACAUUUUACAGAGUUAGAACAACAGCAAGCUGUGAUAAUAAAAGCAUACCUACUAUAUCUAUAGUUGAAAAGUAAAUGUAUGUAGGUCCCUGUAUUUUGAUCGUAUACUUGUCGGUAUGACACGGUAACAAGAAAAAGAUAUUAUUGUUUUA
Molecule: messenger RNA, 2125 nt
Organism: Manihot esculenta (cassava)
Lineage: Eukaryota; Viridiplantae; Streptophyta; Magnoliopsida; Malpighiales; Euphorbiaceae
Product: protein disulfide isomerase-like 1-6
Exons: 12
Coding region: 217-1818 (533 amino acids)
Biological process (GO): response to endoplasmic reticulum stress; protein folding
Cellular component (GO): endoplasmic reticulum
Molecular function (GO): protein disulfide isomerase activity
Source: RefSeq, a predicted model, not a curated record